CCACAUAUUGCACCUCUGCAUUGAGCGUGAUACACAACAAAACAAUAAAGCUACUCUGGAAAAAAUGCCAUUGUAACAAGAAGGGUCUCGACCCGAAACAUCACCUAUUCCUUCUCUCCAGAGAUGCUGCCUGUCCUGCUGAGUUACUCCAGCAUUUUGUGUCUGCCAUUGUAACAAAGAUGCUCAGUACUAUUUGCUUUAAUAACAAGUGAACAGCUAAUGCCUUGCUGUGCCUUUUAUUGGACGCGUCUUAAUGCCUGUACCUAUAACAUAUGCUGAAUGAAUGAGCAAUUUUUAUUCGGCUGUAAUGCAGCAGGUGAAGCGAAAUGCAGAGUGAAGGAUAUCUUGGAAUAUCCUGAUUCUAAUUGGCAACACAAUGUCUUUUUCUGCCAGUAAUUUUAAAUGCACCUUUAAUAACACCGUUUAUCAAAAGAUUACGAUAACAUAUAUGCCGAGCUCUUCUGUUGAUUAAUGAGGUAACUAUCAAAACUUCAGCUCAACGAUAGGGUACACAAUAAGGUGCAUAUCUAUUAUCACCACCUUACAAGCUGCCUUCAGGGUGCAGCAGUUGUAUUUCCAACCUUCAUUUCCAUAAAUGGCAAAUGUCCAUUAGGAGCUCAAAAAUGGUGACAUGAUUCGCGCAACAAAUAUCAAAUAUAAUUAAAACUGAAACAUUUUGGUUGCCUGGUUUGCGAGAUCCCUUUGCAAAGUGGAACCGCGAGGGGGAAUGUUAUUUCGACAGGGGCGCGAGUUCCGCAUAAGUUUUAGAUGUAAACUCUCUUCGGUGCAAAGGGAGUUAUUUUUCCUCAUUUAGCAAGAGUUAGCAAAGUCCAUUGCAGCAGCGUGUUCGCAAGCAGAACUUACUUAUACGACUUCACAGAGGUUGCCAAUUUCUUCCUCAGUUUUAUAUGUGUGGCGUCUGACGGCGCGGGGUCUCCUCCCACUAGUACUUGAUGGUGCUUUACUUUAAGCUUCAGGCUCACUGCUGAUCCAGGUCUGCAAGAGAGAGCUUCUCUCAAGCCUGCUCCUCCGCAAAAUGUCUGUCAAAUUUAUUUUCGUUGUUCUCGGCGGGAUUGUUCUAAGUUUGGUGGAUAAUGCAAGGAUUUUGCCAAGAGUUAAAAGACAAAGCUUAAAAGUGAGGAUUACUGCAAAGGAUGACAGUAUUGUUCUGCAAUAUCUUAGCACCAGCCCCGUCAUCAAGCUUCAAGGCUAUGUUCUUGGACUCGGUGGUCGAUUCUCCAGGCAGAAUAUCACGCUCCCUGUCAAUGGAGAUCCAAUCGAAGUUGAUGUUGAGUUCAAUCCCAAGUAUCUUGUUGCAGUUCAUCCAGUGGCUGAGCAGAACAACGCUGCCUUAGGGAAGAAAUGUAAAGGUCAUCUUGAUCUUCACAAGCCACCGCAGUUAACAAUAGAUCCUCGAACCCCUACCUCGGUGUUUCUGACAUGGACGCCGCACAGUUUUAAAGAUAAAGGUUAUAAGGUUGGAAAGGAAUGUGAAAUUGAAAGGCAAUUCACUGUCCGGUACAGAGAAAAGGAGCGAGACAAGAAAUGGAAAUAUCAGUUAUGCCCAACAAGUGAAACAACAAUAGACAAUUUAAAACCAAACACUGUUUAUGAAUUUGGGAUACGAAUAACAAAAGCAAAAGAGGAUGGCAUUUGGAGCAAGCCCAAGACCUACACCACUACCGUGACUCCUCAACCGAGAAGCACCACAAAUGGCCAAAGUAAAAAGAAAUCAAAUAAACUUGAAGUGAACUUUAACAGUGGGAAUACCAAGCAUACAAGGAAACCUGGGCUAACAGAGAUAACUAAUAAUAAUAAUAAUGGAAUGAGAAAAGUAAAGGGAUUGGGUGCACCUAGUUCAGCAAACAACAGAACAAACUGGACACUACAUUUACCCGAAAAGCCUAAUCUUAAUACAAAAGCAGUCAUAGGUGGCCAGUCAACUUCAAACAGUGCAGACGUCCAUCCUGGGAAAAGUUCAUCACCAAAACCUGUUAUUACAAGUAAACCAGAGCACACUCGUGAUCGGUUGCAUGACAAGGAAGUCAUAAAAGAAGAGACUACAAACACUGUCUCUAAAUCAGCACUGAAAAGGAGCAAAACAAGAAAAGAAAAUGACAAACCAGCAAUGAAGCCCUUGACAACUAAAGAAUCCAAGCUGUCAUCCUCAGCCACUCCAUCCUUCCCAUCAAAACCUAUGCUUAAUUCUGACAGAACAGAAAUUCAGUUCCCAGUUUUCCUCACUCCAAGCGCAGCUUCUGAACAUGAUACCAUGGAUGAAUUCACAGAACCUGAGAUGCCAUCUUCUACUAAAAUGCCAUUCAAUAUAUUAAGAACAACUUCAGACCAUACUGAUGUGGGCAAUCAGGAUCUUCCAGAAAUUGAGUUGCCAUCCUCCAGCAAUUCAUUUUUAAACCCUCCAGACACUCCAUCUGCAUUAGAUUCCAUGGGAACAAAGCAGUUCACAGAACCUGAGAUGCCACCUACAAGCAGUAAACUUUUCGAUCCAACAUCUGAACCUGAUGACAUGGAUACACAAACAUUCACAGAGCCUAAAAUACGAUACUCCAGCACCUCCUCUCUCAAUCCAGUUCCUGAAUCAGUUACUAUGGACACGGAGAUAUUCACAGAGCUUCCAUCCAGUACUAGUUCAUUUUCGUCCAGUUCAGAUAUGGUUUCCAAACCUGAUGUCGUGCACACAGAGUGGUUCACAGAACGUGUGGUUGAGCCCACCGCCAAUUCAUUUUUCACCACCUCAAAUACAAUUUAUGAAUUUGAUUCUCCACAACGGGAGCAGAUUUCAGUUCCAGAAUUUGGGAAACCAUUCUUGAGCAGUUCGCCUGUCAACUCUUUAGAAUCAUCUAAAAAUGAUGCAGUGGAACCAAAACAAUCCACAGAAUCAUCAUUCACCACAAGUAAAGCCUUCAUCACUUCAAAUCCAAUUACUGAUGCAGACAACAAAGUUCAACAGCCAUUUGCAGAUUAUGCACUACUAGAUUCUGACACUCCGAUUACUGUGUAUGAAGUUAAUAACCCUGAAGAGAAAGAAUCCACAGUGCCAGCCUUUGACACUUCUGAAGUGUUCACUUUAAAGUCAGACAAUGAGUUGGUGGCCUCCGACUCUUCACAUGUGUUCAAUCCAAUCACACAGACCACAGAUACUGAACCAACAGGCUACAUGGAGCCAACCGCUGAUGCUCCUAACAUGUUCAGAACAAGUUCAGGGACUAAAUCACAAAUCAUUGAUACUCCUGUGUUCACUUCGAUCCCUGAAUCUGUACCAACUAAAAUACGAGUUACUGAAGUUACAGACCAUACAGUAUCAUCUUCUCAAACUCCUAAUGUGGUCACCUUAUUGCCAGGUCAUAAGCAGCCAGUGUCUGACUCUCCUCCACAUGUGUUGAAUCCAGCCAUAAAAUCUGAACCAGCUAAAAUAAGAUUUAGUGAAGUCACAGAAGACCAUGAAUUGUCAACUUCUCACACAACUAAAGUGUUCACUUUAAUAUCUGGCCAUGAGCGGCAAGCCACAGACAUUCCCAGUGUGAUCAAUCCAAUCCCAGAGCCUGAUCCUGCUAAGAUAGGAGAGGCAGAAUUUACAGAAGACCAUGAAUUGUCAACUUCUCACACAACUAAAGUGUUCACAUUAAUAUCUGGCUAUGAACGGCAAGCUACAGACAUUCCCAGUGUGAUCAAUCCAAUCCCAGAACCUGAUCCUGCUAAGAUAGGAGAGGCAGAUGUUACAGAAGACCAUGAAUUGUCAACUUCUCACACAACUAAACUGUUCACUUUAAUAUCUGGCUAUGAACGGCAAGCCACAGACAUUCCCAGUGUGAUCAAUCCAAUCCCCGAAUCCGAUCGUACUAAGAUAGUCGAGGCAGAUGUUACAGAAGACCAUGAAUUAUCAACUUCUCACACAACUAAAGUGUUCACUUUAAUAUCUGGCUAUGAACGACAAGCCACAGACAUUCCCAGUGUGAUCAAUCCACUCCCAGAACCUGAUCCUACUAAUAUGGGAGAUACAGAUAUUACAGAAGACCAUGAAUUGUCAACUUCUCACACAACUAAAGUGUUCUCUUUUAUAUCUGGCUAUGAACGGCAAGCCACAGACAUUCCCAGUGUGACUAAUCCAAUCCCAGAACCCGAUCCUACUAACGCAGGAGAGGCAGAAUUUACAGAAAACCAUGAAUUAUCAACUUCUCACACAACUAAAGUGUUCACUUUAAUAUCUGGCUAUGAACGGCAAGCCACAGACAUUCCCAGUGUGAUCAAUCCAAUCCCAGAACCCGAUCCUACUAAUAUAGUGGAGACAGAUGUUACAGAAGACCAUGAAUUGUCAACUUCUCACACAACUACAGUGUUCUCUUUAAUAUCUGGCAAUGAACGGCAAGCCACAGACAUUCCCAGUGUGAUUAAUCCAAUCCCAGAACUUGAUCCUGCUAAGAUAGGAGAGGCAGAAUUUACAGAAGACCAUGAAUUGUCAACUUCUCACACAACUACAGUGUUCUCUUUAAUAUCUGGUUAUGAACGGCAAGCCACAGACAUUCCCAGUGUGAUCAAUCAAAUCCCAGAACCCGAUCCUACUGAGAUAGGAGAGGCAGAUGUUACAGAAGACCAUGAAUUGUCAACUUCUCACACAACUACAGUGUUCUCUUUAAUGUCUGGCUAUGAACAGCAAGCCACAGACAUUCCCAGUGUGAUCAAUCCAAUCCCAGAACUUGAUCCUGCUAAGAUAGGAGAGGCAGAAUUUACAGAAAACCAUGAAUUAUCAACUUCUCACACAACUAAAGUGUUCACUUUAAUAUCUGGCUAUGAACGGCAAGCCACAGACAUUCCCAGUGUGAUCAAUCCAAUCCCAGAACCCGAUCCUACUAAUAUAGUGGAGACAGAUGUUACAGAAGACCAUGAAUUGUCAACUUCUCACACAACUACAGUGUUCUCUUUAAUAUCUGGCAAUGAACGGCAAGCCACAGACAUUCCCAGUGUGAUUAAUCCAAUCCCAGAACCUGAUCCUGCUAGGAUAGGAGAGGCAGAAUUUACAGAAGACCAUGAAUUGUCAACUUCUCACACAACUACAGUGUUCUCUUUAAUAUCUGGUUAUGAACGGCAAGCCACAGACAUUCCCAGUGUGAUUAAUCCAAUCCCAGAACCCGAUCCUACUGAGAUAGGAGAGGCAGAUGUUACAGAAGACCAUGAAUUGUCAACUUCUCACACAACUACAGUGUUCUCUUUAAUAUCUGGCUAUGAACAGCAAGCCACAGACAUUCCCAGUGUGAUCAAUCCAAUCCCAGAACUUGAUCCUGCUAAGAUAGGAGAGGCAGAAUUUACAGAAAACCAUGAAUUAUCAACUUCUCACACAACUAAAGUGUUCACUUUAAUAUCUGGCUAUGAACGGCAAGCCACAGACAUUCCCAGUGUGAUCAAUCCAAUCCCAGAACCCGAUCCUACUAAUAUAGUGGAGACAGAUGUUACAGAAGACCAUGAAUUGUCAACUUCUCACACAACUACAGUGUUCUCUUUAAUAUCUGGCUAUGAACGGCAAGCCACAGACAUUCCCAGUGUGAUUAAUCCAAUCCCAGAACCUGAUCCUGCUAAGAUAGGAGAGGCAGAAUUUACAGAAGACCAUGAAUUAUCAACUGCUCAUACAACUAAAGUGUUCUCUUUUACAUCUGGCUAUGAAUGGCAAGCCACAGACAUUCCCAGUGUGAUUAAUCCAAUCCCAGAACCCAAUCCUACUGAGAUAGGAGAGGCAGAUGUUACAGACAUUAACGUACCUGUCACUGACAUUUCAAAUGUUCCAAAUGCACUCCACGCGUCUGACACUACUAAAAUAGAAGAUACAGAAAUAACAGACCAGGUGGUGCCAACCUCGGACACUAGUAACGUAUUUACUUUAAUGUUAAACCAUGAGCUGCCGGUUACUGAUGUGAUCGAUCCAAUCCUAGAAUCUCAACCAACUAGGAUGAGAGAUACAGAAGUUGCAGACCACUUGGUUUCAACUUCUCGCACUCCUAAAGUGCUUACUUUAAUAACAGGCCUAAAUCCUCUGGUUUCUGAUACUCCUAAUGUGAUCAAUCCAAUCCCAGAAACUGAGCGCACUAAGAUAAAAGAAUUUGACGUUACAGACCAUGAGGUGCCAACUUCUAACAUGUUCAGUUUAAUCCCAGACUCUGAUCCACCAGCUACUGACAUUCCUAAUAUCCUCAAUCCCAUAACCAAGUCUGAAGACAUAGGAGAUAUUAAAGUUGCAGAUGAUGAGGUGCCAAGCUCAGAUAUUCCGUUUGUGGUCACAUUAAUGCCGAACUAUGUGCUGCCACUCACUGAUACUCCUAAUAUGAUCAAUCCAAUCCCAGAACCUGAACGUGCUAAUGUAAAAGAUACUGAAGUUAAAGACCAUGAGGUGAAAGUCUCAGAAGCUACUACUAGCGUGUUCACUUUAAUGCCUGACGGUGGGCUGCCAGUCACUGAUAUUGCUAAUGUGAUCAAUCCAAUCCCAGAACCUGAGCAUGCUCAGAUAAGUGAUACUGAAGACCAUGAACUCUCAACAUCUAAGACUGCAAAAUUGUCUAAUCCAACCCAUGUUUAUAAUGCAGGAGAGAAAAAACAGACAGAACAUAAACUGCCAAUCUCUGACACUUCACAUGUGUUUAUUCCAACCCCUGUUUCUGAGAUUGACCACAUAGAAGACAAGACAUUCACAGACCGUAACCUGACAAACUCUGGCAUUACUCGUGUAUUAGAUCAAUCCCCUAUAUCUGAACGUGGUAACACAGAAGACCAGGAAUUGAAAGCCCCUAUACCAACAAAUUCUGAAACUUCUCACUCGUUCAGUUCAACUCCUGAACUUGGUAAAAAAGAAGACAAGGAGAUCGCAGAUUAUACACAGCUACAUUCUGGCAAUCCACCAAAUAUAUUCAAUCAAGAACAAGAAUCUGCACUUGAUAGCAUAGAGAACAAGGAUUUGGCAGACUAUAAGUUUUCCUCUUCUGACACUCCCAAUGUGUUCAGACCAACCCCAGUAUCUCAAAUGCGUAGCACUGGGAAAAAAGAUCACUCAGUAUCUGAUCCUCCAAAGGAUAGUCCGUCCAUCAUCACCUCCAUUCCAGUGCAUAAAACUAAUGCCAAAGUGGACCGUACAGGAGCUCAGACAACAUCAACUGGUAUUCAGUCGUCCUCCAGUAAUUCUGGCACAACGCAAGACAAACCGCCUGUCUUCAGAUCAACCCCAGUAUCUAAUAUUGAUGGCCAGGGGCAAGAAAGAUUUAGAGGCACUCAUGUGAAAUAUAUGAGAAAGGUAAACAUGCCCUGCUCCAUUACUGAAUCACUGAAGCAUUUUCCAGAAGAAAACAAUACAAAUGCAAAAUUCUUAAAUGUUCCACGAUAUCCACCUUCAAAUGUUACACUUGUGACCGUUGAAGGGUGUCCUACCUUUCUCAUAGUUGACUGGAUGAACAAUGAAAAUGACACUGCAGAGUAUGAGGUUACAUCACAAAUGCAAGGUCCAGACAACAAAACAGAGAAACUUGUUACUGUUACCAAUCAAACCCACGCUGCGGUGGAAAAUCUCAAACCAAACACUAGUUAUACAUUUUCCGUGACGCCCACAAAUGUGCAUGGCAGAGGCCCACCCAGUGACCCAAUUCCUUUUGUUACAGAAUCCGCGGACCCCAGCGUAAGUGAAUACAUACCAGGGAAAGAUGCGAUCUGGACUCAGUACAAAUUCAAAUUCGAUUCAUAUUCAGAAUGUCAAGGGAAGCGAUUUGUUAAACGGACACGUUACAGGAAAUUUGUUGGCAUUGUUCUGUGUAAUUCUUUGAGAUACAAGAUUUACCUCAGUAACUCCCUCUCAGGCACUUUCUAUAACAUAGGAGAUCUAUCAGGACAUGGGGAAGAUCAUUGUCAGUUUGUGGACUCUUUCUUGGAUGGUAGAACAGGAGAACAUCUCCAACCUGAACAGCUGCCAAUCAGACAAGGUUUUUAUCGAAGUGUUCGCCAGGAGCCAGUUAUGUUUGGCACAAUAGGUGGGCAAACACACAUCCACUACGUCCAUUGGUAUGAAUGUGGCAUAGCCAUACCUGGGCAAUGGUGAAUCAACUGCUACACAAGCAAUCAAGAAAAAGGAAAGACCAAAGGAACUGAGUUGUUAUAUUGUAUUGAUAUGGUUCCUUGUAUUCAAUGUAAGAUUCAAAUAGACCAUGUGAUUUAUGGAGUGUUAUUUUUAAGCCGCAUUAAAACGCUUAAAUAAUGUGGUACAAAGUGAACUGUACCCAUUCCAAGGCACAUAAUUGAAGUUAUUCCACACCAAAAUGCCUUUCAAGUAAAUAACCACACAGAUGGGCAGUAAAGAGGGACAUCAACAAGAUAUUGAAGCAAUUUUCUAACCAGCUUUCACUUAUUAAAAAAGGCCAGAUGAUAUAAAUAUGUGCUACUUUCAAAGUAGUUGUGGCCAUUGGAAAAGUGAUACAAACUUCUAAAUAUAUUAAAAUAAAUCAGUGCUCACUAUUGGCACAUAGUGCUGUAAAUAAACUGUAGCACUGCCCAGGAUUUUGGAAUCUUAAACUAACAGGCUACUUAGUCAAUACGUCCUUCAGUUUGCUUUAUUUAUCAGAACAAACCCCCUAAUAUUUCUUUGAAAACACAAUCUUUGAUAUCGGGAAGCUGGCUCCCUAUACCAUCAGUUCUGAAUAUAAUUGUUUAAAUGUUAUUUAUCAGGAAUGUAUUUAAAAACAGAACAUAAAUUGUAAGUUCUAUUCACAAAUUGUUGGAGAAGUUUUUUUUAAUUUAGAUGUAUUGUAACAAGUGAGCUUCAGGAAUGGAAUGGAAAAAUUACUCUCAUUGUGUACCCUGAAGAGCAGACGAUUCCUGUACCAAAUGUACCCAAAUAAUUAUGUAGUUGAUGUGUUGCAUUGUUCAAAAGAUGUAUUGAAAGCAGGCACGUGUGGGAACAUGCCUUGUUUCUGCUCGUUAAGCUGAUUACCACCUUAUUCUAUUCAGUACUGAACAAAACAUUUACAACCAGGAUAUGUUUUGCACAUCCAAUUUGUAAUUUUUUUUUGGUAAUGCAUGUAUAUAUAUAUCCACAUUAUGGUGAGCAUACCAGAAUGUACAUCCACAAAUAACCCCCUGGAACCAUCCAAUUACAAUAGUGCUCGCAGAAAUUGUAGGCUAACAAACAUACACACAUCCACUUAAUGAUGCUUACUACUGUUUCUCUUGCGGGUUUUCUUUCAGUAGUUUCAGAUACUUUAUUCCCUUGUAUUCUUAUGACAAAUGGAGAGGGGCAUUGCUAUAGUUUUUUUUUAAAGAUGUCUGCAAUUAGCAUUUACAUUGUAAGCAGCUUUGCUCGAGCACAUUUUUUACAUGCUUAAGGCUGAAUUACCCGCAUAGCUCACAAAGAUGCUCAGCACCAAACAUCUGAGUAUGCUCAUACUGGUGAGUUGACAUCGCCAAUCAAAUGUCUCAGCACAUGCAGUGAUGCUUAGCUGCCAGAUGUUUGGAUGCAUCCAAAUCCAAAUCCUUAAUUAUCAACAUUUAUCUCCUUUCCUUAAAGAGAUGUUUGCUCAUCUGUUCAUGCACAUCACAAAAGUGUUUCAUUAUUUUUUAAACAGUGUAGCAAGUAUUCUAAGAACUUAAUGGAAACACCAGACUACAUAAAAUCUAUAUGCCUGUUUAAAAGUUAAUAACAAAUGGCUGUUCAUUGUGGUAGACUGGGGGAAAGAUCUAGCACCAAAAGUCUAAAAUUGCCAGCUUUAGAUUGUCCGACCAGCCCGUCUAAGAGGUAUCUAAUCAAGCUUUUGUAGAACAGAGUUGUAAAGCAUUUAUCCAGGUCCCAACAGAAUCCCCAUUAUUGCAAACUAGCAGACAAACAUAAUCUUCAAAAUACUCAAUUACCACAACUUAAAAAAAAACUCAAGCACCAUUUCUAAGAAUCCAUAUAAAAAGGUUCAUUGUCAACCUCUGCUCCAAAUUGCUAAAAGCACAGACAAAUUUGUAACCAACUCUCCACAUAACUGGUGUUCAGGUGCCAAACAUUAACAAAUGCUCAGACAUUUAGCUUUGUUGGCCUUGCAAUUUAUUCAAGAUUUGUGGUGGGUUUUGCCUCAUAUUCCAAUCACAAAUGAAUACUAUAGGUUAAGUAAUGCAUACUAAUAUAUAGUUUUUUUUCCCCCAUGUGACAUUGUUAGUAACAAAUUUAUUUGUGAAAUGAUGGCUGCAGUUUGUAUUUAGAUUGUCAGCAGCCUUACAUAUGCAGAGUUUUUGAUAAAUUUUGCAAGGCUGCUUGCAGCAGUCAUUAAUGCUGUCAUACUCUUGAGAAUAAAAUAUAAUUGAAAUGUAAAAUUUAACGUGAAACUUAUUACCUGAUAGUGUUAUGACUGAAUAAACAUGCACACAUAUAA
Leucoraja erinaceus (little skate) is the source of this 10394-nucleotide messenger RNA. It is a transcript of the gene abi3bpa, whose product is annotated as mucin-2. Gene Ontology annotation, biological process: positive regulation of cell-substrate adhesion; extracellular matrix organization. Lineage: Eukaryota; Metazoa; Chordata; Chondrichthyes; Rajiformes; Rajidae. Bases 1037 to 8086 code for a protein of 2349 amino acids. The record is from RefSeq and is a predicted model, not a curated record. The transcript has 63 exons. Gene Ontology annotation, molecular function: protein binding.